This is a messenger RNA of Spirometra erinaceieuropaei, 1851 nucleotides long. The record is from the annotation of a GenBank genome assembly. NCBI's taxonomy places the organism in Eukaryota, Metazoa, Platyhelminthes, Cestoda, Diphyllobothriidea, Diphyllobothriidae.
AUGAUUGUCGCAAUUCUGCUUCACGUGCUCAUCGUACUGCAACGUCGACAUCGUCGCCUCAAGCGCGAACUGCAGCAGACCCAGAAAUCAGGUCUGGGGCGGGACACAGCAAAUCAGCAAUCACCUCUCUGGCUGCACCAGCAGGCGCCCGGAGUUCAGCAGCACACCUCCCUCGCCAUUCUCAAUGGGGCUCGCAUUCUGGCCCACUUCGACGUGCAUGGAGUGCCUGGUGAGAGCGGUGGCGGUCAGCCAACACAACUGGGUUUGCAGCAGGUGCAAUAUACUGAAACCAGUGGCGGCCCCUACCCUCCCACGUCACAGUCAGUGUUUCAGAAGCAGGAACCCAUGAAAGGCAGCGGGUAAGUAGCUGUCUCCAUCCCCUAACGAGCGUGUGCCGCUCAAGCAAGCAGAAGUUUGCUUGACCAAUUGAUGACGAUCUGAUCUGAUGAGUGCGCGCACUGCACCUAGGACUAUGUCGUUUCCAUAGUGGCUACACUGUCAUAGCAAGUUUCAUGCUCACUUUGGUUGAACAGCUAUCCCAGGUUGGGUACCACGUCAAACAAUGAGGCACUCGUCGUUAUGCCUUCUGAAAGCAGUCGAGACCAUUGAGUCUCACAGUCUCCUUAAGGGAAUAUUACAAUUAUGAAAAGGAAAAGUGGACUAAAGAGUCCUCAGACUGCCAAUAGGUGGCCUACGAACGGUAGAAUUACCUUGUUUUUAUUCGUUCAAGUUUGGCAAGCAUCCUCACAUUAGAUUGACAGCUCGCACUUUAACUACAAAUGCGGCAAGCAGAAGACCGCUUCUGAGGUCCUAAACUACCCUUAGAAACUAAACGGAAAGCCGCCAAUGUAGUCUGCUCUUCUCACUUUUGUUAUGCUAGAGGAACUAGUGCCAAUAUUUCUGCUUUUCAGCUGUACAGCAUUCUGCCUCUGGUGUCGUCGAAAGUCAUACAAUCCGAAAACCUACGAUGCAGCGUUCUACGAUGAGAUUAUUCAACGGAACAGUGCCGUAGUUCCCCCAGAACACACCACGUCUAUCCUACAGAAUUGCUCCCCACUCCCAGAAACUUCAAAGUCUUCACUUGAGAGCAAUGCCUACACACCUUUCCUCGGCUCAAAAAACUCAACCGGCUUUUACAGCUCGGGUAAGAAUGUCGAUGAUUCAGCGAUCCUUACCACCAGUUCUCCGGGGCCCUGCACGUCAGCCGACCCUGACAACCGCACCAAACUUAUCAGUCAGACUGCGCCAACAUAUGCUCCGGGUUCAAGUAUGAGCGGAGGCAGCGCAAACAACCAGUCCACAGCGGAGAGUUCCCUGCCCACACAGUCUUCAAGCGGCUGGACGGAACCGCGCGGAGUCUUCUUGCCCUGUGGCAACAACAGCGCAGCCUCUGCAGCUAUCAAAAACCCGACACUCGGCACCGAACGUCCGAGCAUUUCAGGCAGUAGUGAGACGGGGGGCUUCCUCAUAGGCUCUGACUUUGACAUGCGACGUGCAAACGUUGCACUUCCACCCGCGAUGCCGCCACCACCACCACUGCCACCACUGGUUUCAGGACCGAUUCCCGCUCAGGUCGUGGGCUCAAUACCACCGGACUCCUCACCCAAACCCUUGGGCUUGGCCUCAUUCCGCUGUGCUAACCCUCAGGACUCCUGCGCCCUGGUGGCGCCAUACGCCCAGCUACAGCUCUCACUCUCCCUGGAUCAAUAUGACACCCCAGAGGAGAUCUUUCGAGCUGAGGGAAGCGACUCCAGUUGCUCCUAUGCUCAACACGCGAGCUCAAACCCUACCACCAAUUCCUCCCUACUGCAGUCCUACUGCGAACACGGAGGUGGUGACUACAAGAGUUGA